Molecule: messenger RNA, 1134 nt
Organism: Coccomyxa subellipsoidea C-169
Lineage: Eukaryota; Viridiplantae; Chlorophyta; Trebouxiophyceae; Coccomyxaceae
Product: Actin/actin-like protein
Exons: 7
Coding region: 1-1134 (377 amino acids)
Source: RefSeq, a predicted model, not a curated record
AUGGCUGACGACGGAGAAGUGUCUGCGCUCGUGUGCGACAAUGGAUCAGGAAUGGUCAAGUCCGGCUUUGCCGGUGACGACGCCCCUCGCGCCGUCUUCCCCAGCAUUGUAGGACGCCCCAGGCAUCAGGGUGUGAUGGUGGGCAUGGGCCAGAAGGACGCCUAUGUGGGCGAUGAGGCCCAGUCCAAACGUGGCAUCCUCACCCUCAAGUACCCCAUCGAGCACGGCAUCGUCACCAACUGGGACGACAUGGAGAAGAUCUGGCACCACACCUUCUACAACGAGCUGCGCGUGGCGCCCGAGGAGCACCCGGUGCUGCUGACGGAGGCCCCUCUCAACCCCAAGGCCAAUCGCGAGAAGAUGACUCAGAUCAUGUUCGAGACCUUCAACGUGCCCGCCAUGUACGUGGCCAUCCAGGCCGUGCUGUCCCUGUACGCCUCCGGCCGCACCACCGGCAUCGUGCUUGACUCCGGCGACGGCGUCACCCACACCGUGCCCAUCUACGAGGGGUACGCGCUGCCGCACGCCAUCACCCGCCUGGACCUGGCCGGCCGCGAUCUGACGGACCACCUGAUGAAGAUCCUGACCGAGCGCGGCUACUCUUUUACCACCUCGGCUGAGCGCGAAAUCGUGCGUGACAUCAAGGAGAAGCUGGCCUACGUGGCCAUCGACUACGAGGCUGAGCUGGCCACCUCCGCCUCCUCCUCCACCAUUGAGAAGUCCUACGAGCUGCCCGAUGGCCAGGUGAUCACGAUCGGCAGCGAGCGCUUCCGCUGCCCCGAGGUGCUGUUCACGCCGUCCAUGGUGGGCAUGGAGGCGGCCGGCAUCGACGAGACCGCCUUCAACUCCAUCAUGAAGUGCGACGUCGACAUCCGCAAGGACCUCUACGGCAAUGUCGUCCUCUCCGGAGGCACGACCAUGUUCCCGGGCAUCGCUGACCGCAUGAACAAGGAGAUCACUGCGCGCGCACCGUCCUCCAUGAAGGUCAAGGUGGUGGCUCCCCCCGAGCGCAAGUACUCCGUCUGGAUCGGUGGCUCCAUCCUGGCCUCCCUCUCCACCUUCCAGCAGAUGUGGAUCGCAAAGAGUGAGUACGACGAGUCUGGCCCCAGCAUCGUGCACAGGAAGUGCUUCUGA